This is a messenger RNA of Olea europaea var. sylvestris, 1193 nucleotides long. RefSeq names its product ethylene-responsive transcription factor 5-like. NCBI's taxonomy places the organism in Eukaryota, Viridiplantae, Streptophyta, Magnoliopsida, Lamiales, Oleaceae. Gene Ontology annotation, molecular function: DNA-binding transcription factor activity; DNA binding. Bases 149 to 928 code for a protein of 259 amino acids. The transcript has a single exon. The record is from RefSeq and is a predicted model, not a curated record. Gene Ontology annotation, biological process: ethylene-activated signaling pathway; regulation of DNA-templated transcription.
UUGAAAAUCCAAAACGAUGCUUCCUGUUUCCAGCUAAGAACGCUCGUAUGAAACCUCGCAAAGAACAGUACCCUCGUCAAAAAUUUCAUACCUUUAUAAACAAACCUUUCUCAGUCCCUUAUAUUCCACUCAAAAACAGCAACUUUGAAUGGCUUCUUUAUCUGAUGAUUGUUCAACUCUUGAAAUUAUACAACAACAUCUUCUUGAUGAUUUUGCCUUCAUGGAAAAUUAUUGCCCAGUUUCCAGCUUUUCAGAGUCCCAGAUAUCUCGAACUUCAAGCAGUUCAAGUUCUGUAAUCUCUGAUCUCACAACUGAAUCUUCCAUCUUUAAACCAAAUUUCAGCCUUGAAAACUCAACAAAUGAUUAUGAUUUCUCAGAAUUCGAAACAAAGCCUGUAAAACACACAAACUUUAGUGAAAGGAAGCCUUCGUUGAAUAUUCAUAUUCCUCAUGUGAAGAAAUUGGAGCGGGACAGUACAGUUAAGGUGGUGGAGAAGAAAGUUGAAGAUUCUGGCGAGAGGAAGCGGUAUAGAGGAGUCAGACAGCGGCCAUGGGGGAAGUUCGCGGCGGAGAUACGCGAUCCUAACCGGAAAGGGACUCGGGUUUGGCUAGGGACUUUCGAGACGGCCGUGGAGGCGGCGAAGGCUUACGACAGGGCGGCGUUUAAGCUGAGAGGGAGCAAAGCAAUAGUGAAUUUCCCACUUGAAAUUACCAACUCCAACCCUCCUCUGCCGGAAAAUACUGAACGGAAAAGGGUGAUAGAAGAGGAAAGUCUAGAGAGAAAAACAAAGGUGGUAAAGAGAGAAGAAGUUGAGAAUGAUAAAAUUGGAGCCUCCCCGGCUGUGCCACUAACGCCAUCAAGUUGGACGGCGGUUUGGGAUUCUGGCGAUAUGAAGGGUAUAUUUGAUGUGCCGCCGUUAUCUCCAUGAUCUCCACAUCCAAGUUUGGGUUAUUCAAAAUCAAGGCUCACGGUUAAUUAAUUUUGGGGCUUAAAAUUGUGUUUAAUUACUUUAUUAGAUUAAAAGAUGCACCUGCUUAAAAGUUGGGGUGAGUUAGUGAUUUAGAGAAGUACAAGGGUGAGAUUUGUAAUUUCAUGUGUUUUUUAAUUCAAUGUGCAUACUGGGUUAUUAGUUUGAGAUUUCGUUUAUUCAUUUGUACGAGAGAUACAAUGGCAAUCGUGUUACUUUUAUUAAA